UUCACACGCACAAGAAAGUUCAGGGAUCUAUGUUCGCUCACCGCCACCCACCCAAUCAACCACUCAGACACCCAACCACCCACCACCACCCCCAAACACUUUUGUGGUGCCUUUUGCUGCAUGUCACAGUGAAAAUUCGUUCGGUGUCCGGCACGCACCGCAAAAGAAUCAAAGAGUGACAGAGUGGAGGAGGAAUACUACUUAUAAUAAGGCGAUUUUGUGCUGCUAUUUUUUUUGCUUUGUCUUAAGAGUUUGAUUGCCAUCGUCACCUCUGCUCGAUAGGGAAGAGCGGAGGAGUGGGUGGGGAGCAGCCUUUUCCGACAAGCCGACAUGGACCCAAGUCUUGGCAGCAGUGCUGCUCGCUGCAUCUUAGGGGCCUCGUCAACGCUUCUGUUGCUGCUCCGUCUGGACUACGCCGUGGGGCACGAGGCUGGGACAGGCGCCCACCACUCCAACCACAUGCGUGUUAGACGAGAUGAUGAAACGGGAAACGACACGGGGUGCGUGGGACCUGCUUCGGACGAGUUCCCCCCCGGCUUCUUCACUCCGGAGGAACAGCGUGAGGGCGGUGUCCUCAUCUACAUCCUCAUCGCCCUCUACCUCCUCCUCGCCAUCGCCAUCGUGUGCGACUAUUACUUCCUGCCCUCGCUAGAACUCAUCAGCGAUCGCCUCGGUCUCACGCUGGAUGUGGCAGGAGCCACAUUCAUGGCGGCUGGCAGCUCGGCACCGGAGAUGGUUACCGCAUUCCUAGGUGUGUUCGUGACCAAGGGGGACAUCGGAGUCAGCACGAUCGUGGGUUCGGCCAUCUACAACCUGCUGGGAAUUUGCGCGAUCUGCUGCCUGCUGUCGCCGUCGGCCUCGCCUCUCUCACAUUGGCCCCUGCUGCGAGACUCCUUGGCAUACGCUGUGAGCGUGGCCGUGCUCAUUGGCUGCAUACACGAUGGGAAGGUGCACUGGUACGAGGCCCUCUCGCUCGUGUCCGUCUACGCUGCCUACGUGGUGGCUCUGCACUUCGACGCGCGCCUCCGCCGCGCCUUCACACGCGGCUGCUUGUGCCUCCGCACGGCCGGGCAGCACCGCCGCCAUCAGCCGGGUCACGACCCCGAGACGCAGCCGCUCGUCGGCGUCGACGCGGCCGGCGAGGAACACAGUGGCGGCACCUCGCGUCGUUCCUCGACGGGGGUCAACGACUUCCUGCACGGGCGCGCCAGGUCGGACAGCGGCGUCAUCCUCAAGGACGACUCGGACUACUCGCAGUUGACCCUCAGCCUGCACGGCCUCACGUCGCUGGAGGACGAGGAGCCGAUGGGUCUGCUGCACGUGCCCCAGGGGGACGGGCGGCGCGUGCUCUGGGCGCUCUCGCUGCCCGUGCUGCUGCUGCUGGCGCUGACGGUGCCCGACUGCCGCGCGCGACGCAUGCGUCGCUUCUUCCCCGUCACCUUCUUCAUGGCCGCCGUGUGGAUCAGCGCGCUCACCUACCUGCUCGUGUGGAUGGUCACGGUCACGGGCGAGACACUGGGCAUCCCGGACACGGUGAUGGGUCUCACCCUGCUGGCCAUCGGCACAAGCCUCCCCGACACCAUCACCAGCCUGCUGGUGGCCAGAGAGGGCAAAGCCGACAUGGCCAUGUCCAACAUCGUGGGCUCCAACGUGUUCGACAUGCUGUGCCUGGGUCUUCCCUGGCUUUUGCGCACUGGCUUCGUGUCCCCUUCGGGCCCGGCCCACGUGAGCAGCGCUGGCCUCGUCUACUCGGCGGCGUCGCUGCUCAUCUCGCUGGCGCUGCUGCUCGCGUGCGUCCACGCGGCACGCUGGCGCCUCAGCCGGCCCCUGGGAGCCGCGUGCCUCGCCGCGUACCUCGUGUUCGUCGCCGUCGCCGUCCUGCACGAGGUCGGCGUGCUGGGUGGUGACCCCGCCGCCCGCGUCUGCGGAAAGUGAACCUUGAGCAGCCCUGGAGCACGAAG
Messenger RNA from Lethenteron reissneri (Far Eastern brook lamprey), 1961 nucleotides. RefSeq names its product solute carrier family 24 member 5 (gene SLC24A5). Gene Ontology annotation, cellular component: plasma membrane. Gene Ontology annotation, molecular function: calcium channel activity; calcium, potassium:sodium antiporter activity. NCBI's taxonomy places the organism in Eukaryota, Metazoa, Chordata, Hyperoartia, Petromyzontiformes, Petromyzontidae. The record is from RefSeq and is a predicted model, not a curated record. Gene Ontology annotation, biological process: intracellular calcium ion homeostasis; calcium ion transmembrane transport.